Brassica rapa (field mustard) is the source of this 2987-nucleotide messenger RNA. RefSeq lists its product as uncharacterized. Lineage: Eukaryota; Viridiplantae; Streptophyta; Magnoliopsida; Brassicales; Brassicaceae. The record is from RefSeq and is a predicted model, not a curated record.
AAGAUCAACAUAAAAAAUAGUAGUAUGAAUUUGAUAUUUUGACAAUUUCCUCUGUUUUAAUAAGAAAGAUUGAACCAUUUAAACUGAUGUAGACUAAUAGGCACUUGAAGAAACUAAGGUAGUGGUAAAAAACUUGACUUUUCUCUCUCAAACAGUAAAAAGUAAAAAGUCAAGUCGAAACAGGAAAUCCUUGUCAUCUCGACGCGUCUCUCCGGUGUGACCUUGACACGAACUCUCACAAUCAACUUCAUCUUCUUACAUCCAUGGAUGAAGAAGAAAUCCCAGAUCCGCAAGUGUCUCUAUCGAUUCAAGAUCCGAGGCCACAUGUUGAAGCUUCAGUCUCGAACUCUAUAGAUCUACGAUGGCCAUACCUUGGAAAGUGGUCUGCAGCUCCUCUUUCUGGAUCUGCUUCUGGAGCGGUAAAAAAGAACCAACUUUCAGUACAGAAGGAGGUGGAGGAUAAAGCUUCUUCACCUGCUUCCAAAACACGCCAGUCCUUGAACUCUUGUGCUAGUGAUGAUGACUCAACCUCUGUUCUUCCCAGUAGUACAACUGAACCGUGUGAAAUUCCGAUUGAGAUGACUUCCGAAAGUGUGAACAUGGAAGCGGAGGUAGGAGGUUUUAACACCUCAAUGGUAAUCCCUCACCAACUAGAAGACAGAGACCAUCAGACAGCUGUCCCUUCUUCAAUAAUUUCUUCUGAACCUCCAAUAGCUACAUUCGUUCCUUCAAUCGGAGCAUGGGCCAAGCCUCUCGCUUUUGAGCCGUCAGCAACUCCUCCAACACCGUCAACACCAAAUGGCUUUAAUCCACAGCUUCUGAACAAUCUUCUUGAUUCUUUUUGGCCAACACUAGGUGAUGGAAUUGAGAAAAACCAGAAGAAAAAACAACAUCCAACUACUGCUAGGGAAUUUCCUCAUAUGCCGGUACAGAAAAUUCCGGUCCCUAAGCUCAAGAAUGAUGGAACUCUAAGAUUUCCAUGGGCGGCUAGAAUGGAUCCUACUGCAAGAAACCUUUUCCGAGCAGCCAAGCCAACAUUUCGGCUUGAUGGAACUCCGGAGGUAACUCAGGUACUUCGCUUAGGACCAGAAAAUAAGGGAGAGUAUAUCAUUGGUCAUUUCCAUCGUUGCUCUCUUCCUCCUGGGCGUCUGAUCCACGCGGUAGUGAAUAGACUAUGGGGAAGAACUUGUAGAAUAGGUUGUCGUAAGUUGAAUGAUUCUUCUUAUAUGUUUCACAUACCUCAUGUUUCAACUCGGCAAUGGGUAAUUCAGAGAGGUGUAUGGCAUGUUGAUGACUGCUUGUUAUUUAUCUCACCUUGGAAACCAGUAAACUCUGUUAAAGUUCCUGAAGUAUCUACAAUACCGGUGUGGGUAACCCUAAAAAAUGUCCCAGAUUGUUGCUAUUCAAGACUUGGUCUCAGUCACGUUGCAUCAGGACUUGGCGAACCUAUGCAAACGCAUAAACCUCGACUUGAUCCGACUUGUUUGGGAGAAGCAAAGCUGUUGGUUGAAGUAGAACUUGACAAACCUUUUCCUAAACAAAUUGCCUUAGAUGACAAACAAGGUAAUAUAUUCUUGGUGGAUGUUGAGUACACAUGGAUUCCAAGUAUAUGUGGCAGGUGUGGACACUUAGGACACAAGGAAAAAAGAUGUCUCCUCCCAGCCGCCCCUCCGAUUGUUGAAACAGGUUCCAAAAAGGAACUGCCUGCAGAGAUACUAAGGGGUGAAGAGGAAAUGGUCUAAGCUCAGUCAACUGCUCCAUCAGACCAAGUUGUGUUACAACUUGAAAAUUCAGCAGAGGAUUUGCUCACAGCUAAAAAAUCUGAACCUACAGCUCGGACUUUGGAAAUCAUUAACGAGACAGUGAAUGAAAAUUUGCAGUCACUAGAGAAUGUUGACCCAAAGGAUCUUUCAACACCAGUUAACAACUCCACUCAUUCUAAGAAAUUCCAUCACCUAUUAUUGUCUUUGAGGCCAAGUCGGCUUUAGCAGACAAUUCAUUGGCCUCUUCGCACUCUCUUAUACAUUGCAGCCCCUCUUACAAUCAACUUGAUCAACCACUUGAACAAGAUGAUGAAGAUGGAUCUAUGGGUGAAGCUACGGCAAACCUCAACAUGUCAAGAGGUGGAAGGCCAAUCAAACCACUACAAAAGUUUUAAGAUAUAGAAUGGAAAACGGUACGAGGAAGGGGUAAACAUGGUCGUCGAGGCCGUGGGAACAAGCUUCCAACUACCUAGGUCUUUCAUCUAUCUCUCUUGUAUCACUAAGCUUAUUUUCAUAAGUUUCUAUUUUCUAAGAUAUUUCUUAGCUAAAUAUGAGGCUUGUCUCAUCAUACUUUCUCAAACUUAUGGUGUUUUAACCAUACAUCUGUAUGUUCCUAUGUUUUUAAAUUUGAAUGCCCUUUUACAAAAAAAAAAAGAAAAAAGAAAAGAAACUAAGGUAAAACAAAACUAAGCCAUGAGGUAAAAGCCUUGUUCUAAAACGCGGCCGGGUAGGCGCGUAAUCGGCCGAGUUCUCGUGAAACGUGAGCUCACCGAGGCGAGUUGAGCCAAUACGGUUGCCUUCAACGCCAUACCGAUUCUUCACUGCAGAGAGCGUGGUUUAACGUUACGCGGCCGUUGAAACGUGAAAUCGUGUGACCGAAAAAUCAGUCAUUCUACGUUUAUACAUAAACACAAUCUUCUUCUCUCUUUUCCGACAAGACAACAAAAGUUUUUUUUCUUUUUUUUUUCAAGACAACAAAACUUGUGAUUGCUUUUCCUCAACUUCACUUACUCGAAACCAAAUCACCAGAAUCAAGCUCAUCCAUCACUGGCAAAUCCAUAUUGAAGCAGAUUCCAGGUAAAAACCAAGCAACUGCUCAAAGUACGGUGAGAUUGUGAUUGUCGGUGGCUUGGCUUCGUUGACCUCGAACAUGGAUGAAAUCAAUUGGGUUCUUUUGGAUUUUGAAAAUUAAAGGAAAAAACAGAAAGUAAAACCCAGAAAAAU